UCAUUUCCUCCCAGCCUCGUGCGGGAAAUGGAUUUAAUUCUGACGGCAGGGCUGUAAGGGACGAGCGGGAACGAAAGCCUUUUGUCAAGGAGUAGCAGCCUCUGUCGUCUGUAAUUAUCACUGACGCGGAGAAGCUGCAUUGCUGGUGGAAUUCCAGGCAGCUCUGACAAGUGUGGGGCUGCAGGAUGGGAAGAAAACAUUGCUCUGCAGAUUAGCUGGGUGCAUUAAGCAGACACUCAAAAGACAACAACAACAACAAAGCAAAACAACAGCCCACAGUGGAAGACCAGGAAUGGAUAAGAUGCCGUGCAGGAGCUUCCACCCAGAUGUUUGAAAUCCUGUAGAUGUGGUUGGAGUCCCUGAGAACGAAGCAGGGUGCACGGGCCGAGCACUGAGAAGCAGCAGCCUGGGACAAGGUUGGUCCAGCCUCCAGGCUUCCAGGAGUGGAUCGUAAACCCACCAGGAGAAUGAGUGAAGAGACCGUCCCAGAGGCUGCCUCCCCCCCGCCCCCGCAGGGGCAGCAGUACUUCGACCGCUUUUCUGAGGACGACCCCGAAUACUUGCGCCUUCGCGGUCGCGCAGCGGACCUGCGACAGGACUUCAGCCUGAUGGAGCAGAAGAAGCGCGUCACCAUGAUCCUGCAGAGCCCGUCUUUCAGGGAGGAGCUGGAAGGCCUCAUCCAGGAGCAGAUGAAGAAGGGGAACAAUUCCUCCAACAUCUGGGCCCUGCGGCAGAUCGCGGACUUCAUGGCCAGCACCUCCCACGCAGUCUUCCCAACAUCUUCCAUGAACUUCUCCAUGAUGACACCCAUCAAUGACCUCCACACAGCUGACACCUUGAACCUGGCCAAGGGAGAGCGGCUCAUGCGGUGCAAGAUCAGCAGCGUGUACCGUCUCUUAGACCUUUAUGGCUGGGCCCAGCUGAGUGACACCUACGUUACGCUGAGAGUCAGCAAGGAACAGGAUCACUUCCUGAUUAGCCCUAAGGGAGUUUCUUGUAGUGAAGUCACCGCAUCCAGCCUGAUCAAGGUGAAUAUCCUGGGAGAGGUGGUGGAGAAGGGCAGCAGCUGCUUCCCAGUGGAUACCACGGGCUUCUGUCUUCAUUCGGCCAUCUACGCAGCCAGACCCGACGUGCGUUGCAUCAUCCACCUGCACACGCCAGCCACCGCAGCCGUGUCGGCCAUGAAGUGCGGCCUCCUGCCUGUCUCCCACAAUGCCCUGCUGGUGGGGGACAUGGCCUACUAUGACUUCAAUGGUGGGAUGGAGCAGGAAGCGGAUCGAAUCAGCCUGCAGAAGUGCCUUGGACCCACCUGCAAGAUCCUGGUGCUAAGAAACCAUGGAGUGGUUGCUCUAGGUGACACCGUGGAGGAGGCGUUUUAUAAGGUCUUCCACCUGCAGGCUGCAUGUGAGAUACAGGUGUCCGCCCUGUCCAGCGCUGGGGGAGUGGAGAACCUCAUCCUCCUGGAGCAGGAGAAGCACCGACCCCACGAAGUAGGCUCUGUGCAGUGGGCAGGGAGCACCUUCGGACCCAUGCAGAAGAGCCGGCUGGGGGAGCACGAGUUUGAGGCCCUCAUGAGGAUGCUGGACAACCUGGGUUACAGAACAGGCUACACAUACCGCUAUCCCUUUGUUCAAGAGAAAACCAAACACAAAAGUGAGGUGGAGAUUCCAGCCACCGUCACAGCCUUCGUGUUUGAGGAGGACGGGGUCCCAAUGCCUGCCUUGCGGCAGCAUGCCCAAAAACAGCAGAAGGAGAAGACCCGUUGGCUCAACACGCCCAAUACCUACCUACGGGUCAACGUGGCUGACGAGGUCCAGAGGAGCAUGGGCAGCCCCCGGCCCAAGACCACAUGGAUGAAGGCUGAUGAAGUGGAGAAAUCCAGCAGUGGCAUGCCAAUACGGAUCGAAAACCCAAACCAAUUUGUGCCUCUCUAUACCGACCCCCAAGAAGUGCUGGACAUGCGGAACAAGAUUCGAGAACAAAACCGACAAGAUGUGAAGUCGGCGGGGCCUCAAUCCCAGCUCCUGGCGAGCGUCAUCGCUGAGAAGAGUCGAAGCCCGUCUACAGAGAGCCAGCUGAUGUCCAAGGGCGAUGCGGAUACCAAAGACGACUCAGAGGAGACUGUGCCCAACCCCUUCAGCCAACUCACUGACCAGGAGCUGGAGGAGUACAAGAAGGAGGUGGAGAGGAAGAAACUAGAACUUGACGGAGAGAAAGAAACCACUGCAGAGGAGCCUGGCUCCCCUGUAAGGUCUGCACCUGCUUCUCCAGCACAGAGUCCAGCAAAGUCAGAGACGAAGAGCCCCCUGGUCUCUCCCUCCAAGUCUUUAGACGAAGGUGCUAAGACAGAAACAAGCAAAGCCACCACAGAGCCUGAAACAACGCAGCCAGAAGGAGUGGUGGUCAAUGGGAAGGAGGAAGAACAGACCGCAGAGGAAAUUCUCAGCAAGGGCUUGAGCCAGAUGACCACCAAUGCUGACACAGAUGUUGAUACCUCUAAGGACAAAACUGAGUCGGUCACCAGCGGCCCCAUGUCCCCAGAGGGCUCACCUUCCAAGUCUCCCUCCAAAAAGAAGAAGAAAUUCCGAACCCCGUCCUUCCUGAAAAAGAGCAAAAAGAAGGAGAAAGUGGAGUCCUGAUUGGGUCCUUGCUCUGCUGCUCACAGUAACCAGACAAAUUGACCUGUUCCCUCCACCAGAAGUUAAUCUUUGUUCCCAAGGGCUGAUGGCUUAGCUCAUGCUUCCCCAACCACUAACCCUGAGCUUUCUUCAUGGAACCUCCUGAAUGACGGAUGGAUGAAGAAUUGUAAGAGCGGGCAGACAUGAGGGCAAGCCAAGUCAGCCACAGGAUUCGAGUAGUUUAAUCAAUAUAAGAAGCCAGGAACUCGGCCCAUUUGAAUCGUGCAUCUCAGGCGCUUCAAAACUAAAACCAAAUUUAGCUUAGAGAAAAGUUGUCUCAUGCUCAGGGCAGAAAUUUGGGGAAAUUUAGAUCCUCCUUUGGCUUUGGGUUGUACAAGGAGGAUCAAAACAACACAGGAAAUGCUAUGCCUUUCUAGCUUUGCAUGACACAUGGAGCAAUGUGGCUCUACCUGUUUCACUCCUACCUGGCAGUCAGGUGUCCCCUGACUUCCCCACAAACCUGGAACCUGGCUCACACACCGGAACUGGCAUGUUACCCUUGGCUCCUUUGGGUUCCGACUCAGUCACUCUGGGUCCAGCAGAGGAGAGUGAGAUGAGCCCUUCAAGAUUAAGUCUCUUGAAUCAUCUAGGAGAGAAAUCAGCUUGAGUGUCCUCACCCUGUCACUAUCUGUCCAUCCUGGGGCCUAGUAAGAGCUAUGGCUUUCGUUGUAAAUGCCAGCACUACCUUUUCAUAUCCUUCCAUGGGACAUCAAGUAAUAAGCGUUGUUGGCUCCUAAAAAAUAGACAAUCCAUUCUCUUUAUAGCACAGUGUCUUCAAAGAGUAUUUUUCCUUUUUGUCCUGAUGAUUGUGAAAGUACUUUUGAAAGUUCUUAAUCAUCGUUUUCCACUUUUGGGCACUUACUUUCUAUGUAUAGACACUGUGCAGCCUUUACAUUCGUUGCACCCUUUGACCGUCACAAUAAUCCUGUGAUGUGGGUGAGGUAUUCCCAUUUUAUGAUUAAGGAAACUGAGCCCCAAAAGGACAAUUGACUUGCUCAGGUGAUGUGGCUAGAAAGAUCAGAGCCUGGAUUUGAGCCCAGCUCAGUCUGAGUCCAGAGCCUUGUUCUUAACAGUUGAUGAUGAUUAGAAAACUUGAAUCCCCAAGGAUGGUUGUUUUAGUCCAGGACCCAUUUCUGUGACUGGUCUCCACUGUGUAAUGUCAGCAGUUGACAUGAAAGCAGAAAACUACCCGUGUUCUCCCUCAUCAAUACACGUUAAGUUCCCAAUAAACGUGGAUUGUGGUGAGGCCAAUGUGGACCUCCAACAAAGGAGAGGCAGGAGCCAUCUGGUUCGGCCGGAGUAUAGUUGGGCUAUUUCUUAAGAAGGAAGGAAACUGACACCUGACUAAGGAGAACCCAGUGCUGCAUCUCUCUAGUCAGAUUCCUAACUGCUCCCCCACCCUCUACUUCGUUCUACUUUCUGAUUGGAUCUUGUGAUGGGCAAGCCAAUGGUCAAGGGCAUGUAUGCCUCAGAAAAAGUCUGUGAUGUGGGAAAUGCCUUCAAAAGCCAAUCCUCUGAUGCCUUCUUUAAAAAAUUAGAUUUCACAUUCAUUCAUUUAUCCCUCACCAUCUUUGUUGAGCACCCACUAAGCAUCAGGCAUUAUGCUGUCAUUAAAAGGAAAUAAUCAUUGUAGCUAGAAUAAUCAGCAGGAAACAAUGUUAGGAGUGGAGACGACAUAACCGUUGACACAGCUUUUUGUGUUCAAGUGGUUGUAGCUCAGAGAUGAUGUUGAUUUGACUCUGCAUUCAACAAAUUCUCUUUAUUCCCUUUACAACAAUGAGGCCUCAUAGGUGAAAAUGCCAGAGCCUUGCUGGAGCAUCAUCCUUGGAAUUUAUGCCAUGGGUCCACCUUACAUUUAUCCAUUUUCUCAUUCCUCAUACAUUCAAACAAAACAGCAGACCUGAAAGCAAAACAUAGUCCCUGCCCACAGGAAGUUUUUAAGUGUAGGAGGCAUGUAGACAAGUUACCAAACGGGCAAGAGGGCCGAGAUGGCAUAAGGAAGUAAUGAUUUACUAUCUUCUGGACCAGAGAAACUUUCCUGAAAGAUGUGAUGAUUAAGUUAGGUUUUCAGACAAAGAGGAAUUCUCCAGGAAGACAAAAGGGUUGUUGGAAUAUUCCUGAUGAGGGAAAAGCAUGUGCAAAGGCAUGGAAGUGCCAGGCUCCAUGACAGGUCCACUGAGUGAUAUAGUAAUGCCAGAGCAUAAAGUGUGAGGGGGUGGGAGGCUUUGUUUUAUAGGUGGGAAGGGCUGGAUCAGAGAGAAACCUGUAGAAAAUGUGCAACUAGAUUUUAUCAUGUAGGGUGUUUGGAGUUGCUGAUGGCUUACAGUCAGGAUGUCAUAAUCAAGCUUGAAUUCUACAAAAAUCUCUUUGGCGGCUGGGUGGAGAAUGGCCUGGAGAGGAGGAGAGCAGUGAAGGCACAGGAGAUCUUAAAAUGAGGCCUUUCUGAAACGUCAGCACUGAAACGUGCUUGGUGGCCUGCCUUACCUACAUUUUCCUUUGUAGCAUAUAGCAUGCUUCUGGCACAGAAUUUUACUUCCCUAAAAUUCUUUGGAUAAAGCAUCUUAGAGACUUUCAACACGGAGAGGGAAAUAUUCAAAGAGCUAAUCCUUGGUGCAGUUUGCAGGUCUAUUUUGCCUUAGUGCAGAAUUGCUACAAGAGCUUUUGAGUCAUUCUGCCAAUUUCUUCCUCCCUUGUAUGCGCAGGAGGUGGGGCCCUUAGCUCCAGGCUUAAGGUGGUGCACUGGGUGCUAUUGCAGGGGACAUGCAAUCCAAAAAAACCCAGAGGUUUUUAGAGGAGAGGCCAUUUUCUUUGGAUUUGGAUAAAAGUUGGCUGAAAACUUUUACCAGUAUCCUUCUGGAGAAAAUGCAUCUAUGGGGAGCUCAGAAUGGGUAGGCAGUAGGUUCAUUUCUAGUAAAGCCACUGGGCAUGAAUCUGCCACAGAAAGGGAUGAGAAAACAUGAGCCAGUCUGCAGUGUUAUGGAUGGCUGAGCUGGGCAGCGGGGAGGUUUUGAGGCUGUUUCCAUGGGAAGACAGACUGGAGUGAGGUCGGGAGGCAGGAGACAGUUACAGAGAGACAAAUUGGCUCCAGUGACUCUCUGUGCGCUGAUGGCUGGCACCCAGCAGUGAUGUGGGAGAACUGUCCACACAGUGUGGCCUUUCUCAAACUUUGCAAAAAGCUCUGCUAAGAGGCAAGCCUCCAUCCCAGAUCUGUGCUCCAUAAGGGCCUCCUGGCCUGUAGUGACCCAACUAUCUGACUUUGUCCAGGUUACACACAGAUUAAAAAUAGCCUCCCUCAACAGUGCUGUAAUGAAAAUAGGGUUCUUCCUCUGCAGACAGAGAAGUUCUUCUUAAGGGACUUGCGGGGAUUUGGAUGAGCACCCUGGUCUAGUAAGAGCCCCACUGAAAACAUUGCUCUCAUACUAUGGAUUUAUGUAUACUGAGCCUUGAAUCCUGCUCCCAGUGUCUAAUGCACUGUCACUCCUGAAUGUGGCAAGGCAGUCAUUCAGAAGUCAUUCAGCACCAUUAUAACAGGGCUAUCACUCUUGUCAACAUGUGGAGAAGCACUAUAAGGCCACUUCUCUGGUUACCAUGGAUUCGAAAGAACCAUUCACCCAACACCACGGUUUACUUCUGAAAGCUGAAAAGAUCAAAAAGAAAUUUGGAAUUUUCCAUGGAGGUAUCCAUGGGGGUGGAUAUACACAUAGUCUCCCAUUGGCCUGUAGGCCAUCUUUUGCACAAGUGUAUUUUAUAUGUUCUAGUUCCAGGCCAAGAGUAUUCAGUUUUUGUUGAACAAAUGAGAAAACAUACAGUCCUUACUCGUUUUCCUUACACAGGUCAGCAUAAGCCCUGGAAUUGGUUGGUACAGUUGCUGUUGACUCUCUGAGCUUAGAGGAAAAACAGGUCUUGUAUUUUCUCUCACCACUUGAGUCUAAGCAAACUCUCAAAGACAAUAACAUUCAAAGAGUCUCAGAAGAAAUUAGGGAGGAGGUAAAUCCACUCUCACAGAAAACACAGGGCACCCCCACAACUGUUCCCCAUCUGUUCCAAAAGGGAUGAUUCAAUGUGAAAAGUCAGAGGCCUGAACUAACCGAUGAAAUAUGCUCAUUGGUUAUUUCUCUGUUGCAAUCCCACUUGUGCCACAAUAUGAAAGAGCAGACACAGUAGAGUGAUUAUUGCCAAAUGCCCUGUCUAGCCAACCUAUCCACUUGGAUGUGGCAUACUUUUUGCCAGAAAUAAAAGAGCAUAGGUAGAGCCCUGUCACCAGGGCACAUCCAACCCUCUUGAGCCUCUCAGUGAGAAGCCACCCUCACCCAGGAAUCAACGUGGGCAUUUCAGGUGGGGUGUCCUUCUUUAGUGGAGAAAUUUCCUUUCAUCAUUUUAUAUAGAUAGGUUACUCUCUUUAGGAAUAAUUAGAAUCUCCAGUUGAGGGUUUUCUUAAAAAUAUGGAAGUGAUGGUUCAUAUUGGUUCGUACUUGGGUUUUGCCAAAUCGAUGUUUGGUGCCAUUUGCCUUCAAGAUGUCCCCAAAAGUUGGGUCAUUACUAUGAGAAAUUAGACCUGAAGAUGGAGAACUGGUCACAGUCACUGACACAGGGGACACAGGUGUGGCUGGAGGCCGAGCCUCAGUAGCUUUCCCCGUGGGGCAGCUCCUCUUCUCACCCACUGGUUCCCAAGGGGCAGGAAGAGGCCGUCUGCAAUAUGGCAAGUCCCUACCUCUAAGUAGCUUAGAGAAAACAUUGUGAGGGUUUGGGGUGGUGGGAGAACUAUAGAAAACCCCCCAAACUGUUCUCAUCUCCAGCAGAUCAUCUCGUAUAACUUUAGAUCUUCUCUUUUUAAGUGAAUCAAAGGAGGACAACAGUUGGACCAAGGAUGGAGGGGUCGCAUUUAAAUACAUCAAAGCUCUUAUAAAACGGGACUGUAUUUUGGGGACCUCUGCCCCCACAUUUCAACCCCACCUCAUGCCUGCCAGGCCUGCUUUGAUCUCCGUGGUCCAGCCCACCUUUAAAUUCCUGCCAUCUAUGCUACAGCCGAGUCCAGCACUGUGUUCAUCCCUCUCCCAGGAAGACUCAAGUGGGGAGGGGGUCCAGGGCCUGGGCUCACCUGGCUGAGCGUGCGGGGGUCUAGGUAGAGAGUGCCGUGUUCUCUAAAGCCGUGGAUGGUUUCAGUGAAAUGUCUGUGUCUGACAAUCGUCUUCCCUUGUACAUGCAUUGUCUGUGUUUAGCUUUUCCUAGUAUUGUGAAGUCUCAAAUAGGGGUUCCAUGUAAAUACUCUUUCUGCUACUGAAAAUGCCAGCCCCCUGGAUCAUGCAUCAUUCCCACAAACGGUUUUGCCUUUACGCUAACACUUUUUGAGCCACUGAUGUGCAGAUUGAUGAUUAGUUUCUUGGGCUUUUAUUUUGCAAUUUUAUAUAUAUAUAUAAUACACACAUAUAUAAUAUAUAUAUAUAUAUAUAUAUUUAUGGGUUGGUUUUGUAUAGUUUUCUGUUUGAAUCUCUGAGCACCAAAGCUGCCCUUGGAUUUUCAAGAGAACUUUCCAAAGCCACUUCCUGAGGCCCCCCACUCCCCCUCUGCUUUGGUGUUUGUGGUGCUGGGUGGCAUCUCUACCCAUGAAUUUCUGUAUGUAUGUGCUGUUAUCUCACCUGCAGAUAUUACCCUAGUAAAUCUACCGUGCUUGGCUUCCCAGUGUGUGACCCAUCUCU
Panthera uncia (snow leopard) is the source of this 8374-nucleotide messenger RNA. It is a transcript of the gene ADD2, whose product is annotated as adducin 2. Bases 468 to 2639 code for a protein of 723 amino acids. Gene Ontology annotation, cellular component: plasma membrane; postsynaptic density; cytoskeleton. Gene Ontology annotation, molecular function: actin filament binding. NCBI's taxonomy places the organism in Eukaryota, Metazoa, Chordata, Mammalia, Carnivora, Felidae. The transcript has 17 exons. Gene Ontology annotation, biological process: barbed-end actin filament capping. The record is from RefSeq and is a predicted model, not a curated record.